This is a messenger RNA of Saccharomyces paradoxus, 1524 nucleotides long. RefSeq names its product cystathionine beta-synthase CYS4 (gene CYS4). Gene Ontology annotation, molecular function: cystathionine beta-synthase activity; cysteine synthase activity. Gene Ontology annotation, cellular component: cytoplasm. Bases 1 to 1524 code for a protein of 507 amino acids. Lineage: Eukaryota; Fungi; Ascomycota; Saccharomycetes; Saccharomycetales; Saccharomycetaceae. The transcript has a single exon. The record is from RefSeq and is a predicted model, not a curated record.
AUGACAAAAUCUGAGCAGCAAACCGAUUCAAGACAUAACGUUAUCGACUUGGUUGGUAACACCCCGUUGAUUGCGCUGAAAAAAUUGCCAAAAGCCCUGGGUAUUAGACCACAAAUAUAUGCUAAACUGGAACUAUAUAAUCCAGGUGGUUCCAUCAAAGACAGAAUCGCCAAGUCUAUGGUGGAAGAGGCUGAAGCUUCUGGUAGAAUUCAUCCUUCCAGAUCUACUCUGAUCGAGCCUACUUCCGGUAACACUGGUAUCGGUCUAGCCUUAAUCGGUGCCAUCAAAGGUUACAGAACUAUUAUUACCUUGCCAGAGAAGAUGUCCAACGAGAAGGUUUCUGUCUUGAAAGCUUUGGGUGCUGAAAUCAUCAGAACUCCAACUGCUGCUGCCUGGGAUUCUCCAGAAUCACAUAUCGGUGUUGCCAAGAAGUUGGAGAAAGAAAUUCCUGGGGCUGUUAUAUUAGAUCAAUACAAUAACAUGAUGAACCCAGAAGCUCAUUACUUUGGUACUGGCCGCGAAAUCCAAAAACAACUAGAAGAAUUGGAUCUGUUUGAUAAUCUACACGCUGUUGUUGCUGGUGCUGGUACUGGUGGGACCAUUAGUGGUAUCUCCAAAUAUUUGAAAGAACAAAAUGACAAGAUUCAGAUCGUUGGUGCUGACCCAUUUGGUUCAAUUCUAGCUCAACCUGAAAACUUGAACAAGACUGACGUCACUGACUACAAAGUUGAAGGUAUUGGUUACGAUUUUGUUCCUCAAGUCUUGGAUAGAAAAUUGAUCGAUGUUUGGUAUAAGACUGAUGAUAAGCCUUCUUUCAAGUAUGCCAGACAAUUGAUUUCUAACGAAGGUGUCUUGGUUGGUGGUUCCUCCGGUUCUGCCUUCACUGCGGUUGUCAAAUACUGUGAAGAUCAUCCUGAACUGACUGAAGAUGAUGUCAUUGUUGCAAUUUUCCCAGAUUCCAUCAGGUCGUACCUAACUAAGUUCGUCGAUGACGAAUGGUUAAAGAAGAACAACUUGUGGGAUGAUGACGUAUUGGCCCGUUUUGACACUUCAAAGCUGGAGGCUUCGACCACAAAAUAUGCUGAUGUAUUUGGUAACGCUACUGUGAAGGAUCUCCAUUUGAAGCCAGUCGUUUCCGUUAAAGAGACCGCUAAGGUUACAGAUGUUAUUAAAAUUUUGAAAGACAACGGUUUUGACCAAUUACCUGUACUGACUGAAGACGGUAAGUUGUCCGGUUUAGUUACUCUGUCUGAACUUUUAAGGAAAUUAUCUACUAAUAAUUCAGACAGCGACAACACUAUAAAGGGUAAGUACUUGGAUUUCAAGAAAUUGAACAAUUUCAAUGAUGUUUCCUCUUAUAAUGAAAACAAAUCCGGUAAGAAGAAGUUUAUUGAAUUUGAUGAAAACUCCAAGUUAUCAGACCUAAAUCGUUUCUUUGAAAAAAACUCAUCUGCCGUCAUUACUGAUGGCUUGAAACCAAUCCAUAUCGUUACCAAAAUGGAUUUACUGAGCUACUUAGCAUAA